CAUGAAUUCUCCAUCCACGACGAAAAGAGUGACCCUCUCGCCCCAGGCAGGAUUUUGCAUUAAAUCGACCACUAUCGCAGGAAAUGGCAGCAAUGGCAUGAAAGUCUUCAUCAACAUUGCCUGGGAUGCGAACGUGCCCUCACCACCGCCUGCCAGCGACGAGACCAUCCAGCGGGCGAUGCAGGGUGAUGACGACGAAGGGUGGUAUGUACCCGUUAUCGUGUCCGAGCCAAGGGGUGACGUUGACAAGGCCGGCAAACCCAGCCUGGUCAUGGAUUGCAUCUACAAUAAAUCCCUCAAGUCGCGUGUCUUGCGUGACCCAGCGUGGAAGACGUUUCUCAUCGAGCUUGCCCUCCAGCGUAUUGAGGUUCAGAGCGGACUGGUUCUGUCACGACGCAUCGGCACGCCCAACAUCGCGUCCAAGGGCAAACUUAGCCCACGGGAGGUGACGGUGCCGGACCUCAGCACAAAAAGCAAGGAGACCAAAAAGACGUUGAUAGAAGAGGUCGUCGCUGCCGGCAGCUGGGUCUGGUCCAAGUCGCCCCAGUCUGAUCGUAUAGACAUCCAGAUUACCGUGCCACGCCUGAGUCACAAGCUCAUCAGUGACGCCACCCUGGACCUCGAACUGCGCCGGGUCAUCUUGACUGUUCCUUCCCAACCAACCUUGGAUAUCGAUCUUUCGGUAUCAGAUGCAGAGCUCGCUUCUAAGCAUUCUCUCUCAGACGCCAUCGCGCUCAAACGCCAGCGACCGUUCAAGGUGGAUGAAGCGACAGCCGAGUGGAUUGUAUCGGAAGAGGUCCUAAUCUUACACGCGUAGCUCCGAUGGACGUGUAUAUAGACCUGAAAUACAUUCUUGAGCUCCAUCACGAAAUCCCCCUACUAUUGUACAUUUGAAUGCCUGAAUAAAAUACAUACAUUUUAUCGUUACACUAUAUAUGAAUAAACAACUCUCACU
Guyanagaster necrorhizus is the source of this 955-nucleotide messenger RNA. RefSeq lists its product as uncharacterized. The annotation marks the transcript as partial. The record is from RefSeq and is a predicted model, not a curated record. Lineage: Eukaryota; Fungi; Basidiomycota; Agaricomycetes; Agaricales; Physalacriaceae. Gene Ontology annotation, cellular component: cytoplasm; ribonucleoprotein complex; R2TP complex. The transcript has 2 exons. Gene Ontology annotation, biological process: box C/D snoRNP assembly; rRNA processing.